AUGACAGCGCUAAGGCAGCGAUCAUGUAGGUCAGUGUAAGGAAGUACAGUUCGAGAAAAAGAAAGAAAGUUGCUUUUGAGCAUUUUUGGAAGACGUGUUUUGAAGGUGAAAAGAGCUGUCCUUGAGGGAUCUCAACGUUCGUUUUGGAGGAGAUGCACCUAAAAAACUAAAAAGUAACCUUACAUGUACCGCUGCCGCAAUAUGCUCGACGCAUUUGUCUCUCUACAGUCCUGGAAAUACUUUGUCAAGGUAGUCGGUCAUGUUCCACAACCUUCGAAAAGCUUCAGCCGACGACUUUUUUGGCAUUCUUUUUGGCAGAAUCCUACGCUUGUCACUCCAAAGGACACGACAUCGUCCAGACUAAUGCCUGCUAGACCUGGUGCAAUGUUAUGCUUAAGAGGAAGGCGGAGAGUCUUAUGCACAGGAAUGGACACUACAUUGUCAUUUUUAAAGCGCACCCGUCUACUGGUAAGAGAAUUGAGCACCUCAGUUAAAGUCUUGCAGUAUGAUUUGAAAAGGGCGGAUACUACAAAAUCGGAGAACCGAAAGUUUUUCUUCGACACACAUGCUGUGGUUCAACUUCUAGAAGAGAAUGGGUUCAGCACCCAGCAGGCAGAGGUCAUUGUUACUGCCCUGGUGAGGAUCACCAAUUCUAACAUGGAUGUUAUCUACAAGGACAUGGUCACCAAAGUGCAGCAGGAAAUAAUGCUUCAAAGAGUGAUGUCACAGAUUGCAGCUGUGAAAAAGGACAUGAUCAUACUGGAGAAGAGCGAGUUUUCUGCGUUGCUGUCUGAGAAUGAGAAAGUCAAGAUUGAGCUUUUACAACUGAAGAUGCAAUUAGCUGAUGUGAUGAACAAAGUGCGUUCAGACAACCUCCUGGACAUGAAUUUGGAGAAGAGCAGAAUAAAGGAAAUGAAAGCCGAGCAUGAGAGGAAGCUGUUAGAGGCCCGGACUGAAAUGAUGGAGAUGAAUGCUGAGCAGGAUCGACAUAUGACCCAGACCAACAUGAAAAUAGACACUGAGGUGGCAGGCCUGAAAACUAUGCUGGAGUCCCACAAACUUGACACUAUCAAAUACCUAGCAGGUUCAGUCUUCACCUGUCUAACAGUGGUUCUGGGCUUUUACCGAAUCUGGAUGUGACAGGACACCCCAGAGGUGCCUGGUUGUCUUUCCAUUCGGACCCUCUGCCCACCCAAGCAAACUGUCAUUCACAACUGUAUUGUCCUUUCUCUUGAAAAAGGAAAUUACCAAAGAGCUUUUUAUACACUAUGGGCCCCUGAGGCCCAGAACUGUGUACCCUAAUGCAGAGUCUCCCAUUUGACAGAGUCAGCAGGUGAGAAUCACUGUGGACAUUUGCUGUGAACUUCAGCUGAGACCCAGGUGAAAGAGAAGCUCUCAAUAACAUGGUUCUAAUUUCCAUGCCAAGGUCACUUGCAGAAAUGACAUGUUUGGCGGCCUGACAUUCCCUCCACAUGCUUGUGCUCUGCUUCAGUUCUGCUCUGAAGUCAGCCAGAAAGCUAGUAUGCCUCGCUUUUACCAAGUCAUUCACCUGUACUGUGUUAGAAAUGUUCAUAUUUAUCCAUGGAACGGAAUUGUGUGCAAAACAGUUUGUAAGUGUGUGUGUUUGUCUGUAUGUGUCUGUGUUUGUCUGUGUGUGAGAGGGAAUAUACCUGAUCUUUUUGACGUUUGUGUUGAGGCACAAUAAGAAAUUUGAGUUACUAAAGUCUACAGACGAUGCAACUGUAGGGAUGUUAUUUUUAGAUCAAAAAUGAAUUAGGUAGUAGAUUCAAUAUUUAAGUGUCAAUUUGGAUUUUUAAAAUAAGUGUUCAAAAAAAUGGUAUUUUGGU
Molecule: messenger RNA, 1847 nt
Organism: Megalops cyprinoides (Indo-Pacific tarpon)
Lineage: Eukaryota; Metazoa; Chordata; Actinopteri; Elopiformes; Megalopidae
Gene: mcur1
Product: mitochondrial calcium uniporter regulator 1
Exons: 9
Coding region: 184-1140 (318 amino acids)
Biological process (GO): calcium import into the mitochondrion; positive regulation of mitochondrial calcium ion concentration
Cellular component (GO): mitochondrial inner membrane; mitochondrion
Source: RefSeq, a predicted model, not a curated record